UUUUCUCUUUCCUCCUUCGGACCUUCGCCUUCUCUCAACCUCUCACUGUAUUUUGAUCGUCUCUUCGCGCGUGAAUCCCCACGGGUGUGAGGAAUCCAUGGAUUCUUCAAGCGAAGUUCCUGAUCAAUUAUUUUCUCUCUCGUCUAUCGAAAUCAUCGCUCACACUCCGGAACCGAUCCCCAUCCCCAUCCCCAUCCCCAUCCCCAUCCCCAUCCCGGAAUCAACUUCAGCUCCAUCACUAACAUCUAACCCUAACCCUAGUCCUGUUCAAUUCUUCCCCUUCUCCGUUCCCAAGAAGCCAAGGAGAGGCCCUCCACAACGCGGGAGUGCAAGGACUUCGUUUCAUAUCCUUCCACCACCACUUCCUCCCCAUUAUCUCUCCUCCGACACCACCACCAUCACCGCAACCAAUGUCAGCAACAACAAUUUUUCCCAUCCAUCUUCUUCUUCUUCUUCAAUGUUAAACCCUAAUAAUUACUCUCUGCCUGAUUUUAGUGAUGAGAUCAUAGUGAUCAACAAGGAGUCGACGGCCGAGGCAUUAAUUGCGCUCUCUGCGGGGUUCCCUGCUGAUUCCCUCACUGACGAGGAAAUUGAGGCAGGUGUUGUUUCUGUCGUAGGUGGCAUCGAGCAGGUCAAUUACACCAUCAUACGCAAUCACAUUAUUGCUAAAUGGCGCGAGAAUAUCUCAAAUUGGGUGAAUAAGGAGAUGUUCAUCAACAGCAUACCAAAGCACUGUAAUUCUCUCCUGAAUUCAGCUUAUAAUUAUUUGGUUUCCCAUGGAUAUAUUAAUUUUGGGGUUGCCCCAGCAAUUAAGGAGAAAAUUCCGGCCGAGCCUAGCAAGCCAAGCAUUGUGAUCAUAGGUGCUGGGCUUUCUGGUUUGGCUGCAGCACGCCAGUUAAUGAGAUUUGGCUUCAAGGUGACAGUUUUGGAGGGUAGGAAGCGCGCUGGUGGCCGGGUUUACACAAAGAGAAUGGAGGGUGGGGGCGGGAACAAAGUAAGUGCUGCUGCGGAUUUAGGUGGUAGUGUAUUGACAGGUACAUUGGGUAACCCACUUGGGAUUUUGGCACGGCAGUUGGGGCAUUCCCUUCAUAAAGUGAGAGAUAAGUGUCCACUUUACCAAAUGGAUGGGAAGCCAGUUGAUUUAGAUUUGGAUAGGAAGGUGGAGACUGCAUUCAACCGUUUGUUGGACAAGGCUAGUAGGCUUAGGCAGUUGAUGGGAGACGUUUCAGUUGAUGUAUCACUAGGGGCAGCAUUAGAGACAUUUAGGCAGGUUUAUGAUGACGCUGUGAAUGGGGAGGAGAUGAACUUGUUCAAUUGGCAUUGUGCAAAUUUGGAGUAUGCUAAUGCUGGGUUAUUGUCAAAACUUUCACUCGCCUUUUGGGAUCAAGAUGAUCCAUAUGAUAUGGGAGGGGAUCACUGCUUCCUGCCUGGAGGGAAUGGGAGGCUUGUUCAAGCUCUGGCAGAGAAUGUGCAAAUUUUGUAUGAUAAAACAGUGCAUACUAUCAGGUAUGGCAGUGACGGAGUGCAGGUCAUUGCAGGGAAUCAAGUUUUUGAGGGUGAUAUGGCUUUGUGCACCAUUCCACUUGGGGUUUUGAAGAGUGGGUCUGUUAAAUUUAUUCCUGAGUUGCCUCAGAGAAAGCUUGAUGGGAUGAAGAGGUUGGGAUAUGGUUUGUUGAACAAAGUUGCUAUGCUUUUUCCUUACGUAUUCUGGGAGAUGGAUCUUGAUACCUUUGGGCAUCUGACUGAUGAUGCAAGCACUCGAGGGGAGUUCUUUUUGUUUUAUAGCUAUUCGCCGGUUGCUGGUGGACCUCUCGUGAUUGCUUUAGUAGCAGGAGAGGCUGCACACAAGUUUGAGAGCAUGCCCCCAACUGAUGCAGUGACCAAAGUUCUUCAAAUUCUCAAGGGUAUUUAUGAACCACGGGGAAUCAAUGUCCCUGAGCCCAUCCAGACUGUCUGUACUAGAUGGGGUAGUGAUCCAUUUUGCCUUGGCUCUUACUCUAAUGUUGCUGUUGGUGCAUCCGGGGAUGAUUAUGAUAUAAUGGCAGAAAGUGUGGGAGAUGGAAGACUUUUCUUUGCAGGGGAGGCCACUAAUAGGCGAUACCCAGCAACUAUGCAUGGAGCAUUUCUUAGUGGGCUUCGGGAAGCAGCAAAUAUGUCUCGCUAUGCUAGAACUCGAGCAAUGAGGAUGAAGGUUAAUAGGAACCCGUCUAAGAAUGCGUAUUCUUGUGCUUCCCUUCUUGCAGAUUUAUUCAGGGAGCCGGAUUUAGAAUUUGGGAGUUUUUCUGUUAUCCUUGGUCGCAAGAAUGUGGAUCCAAAGUCGACGGCGAUAUUAAGGGUGACAUUUAAUGAGCCUCGAAAGAAGAACCUGGAAGGGUCAAAGCCAAAUCAGAAGCAUUCCCAUAAAGUGCUUUUUCAACAGCUCCAGUCACAUUUCAAUCAGCAACAACAGCUUCAUGUUUACACUUUAUUAUCAGAACAGCAAGCCCUUGAGCUUAGGGAGGUAAGAGGCGGUGAUGAGAUGAGGUUGAAUUACCUUUGCGAAAAUCUAGGAGUGAAGCUGGUGGGAAGAAAAGGUUUGGGGCCUACUGCUGAUUCUCUAAUUGCUUCCAUAAGAGCUGAGAGAGGCCACCGAAAACCUGCUUCAACUUCAGUGGCUCUGAAAUCAGGUGGGCGGGGUGCCUCUAAAUUGAAAACAGGAAAUUUGAAGCAAAAGUUGGUAAGGAGGGCAAAAGUAGUAAGCAACAAUAAUAAGUUGGUACCUCCUCCCUCUUCAAACAUGAUAAUCGGAAAUACUUUGGCUUCUGAGCUCAAUAUGAACACUGUAAACAGCAAUAAGAUAGUAGCCCCUCCUAUUUCUGAGAUUGUUAAUGGUAUUGCUUCCGAGGAAUUCAUGACCACAAAUCAGACACCUCAGAGCAUAUCUGGUUCAGGACAAUAUCAACAUGAUGGGAUGACGCAAUGAACGGAGACCAUUUUCCUUUUAAGAGUUCACUUCUUACAUGACUUGGCCUGGCACCUCGUCGUUAAUGGACUCUUUUCUAAAGUGGCAAAGUUGGCAAGAGAGAUGCAAUGGAUUAGGAAUCGGAUCUCAAGCCUCAUUCCAAUAGUGAAGAGCGCAUGAUUUGGAAAGGCUUGGCAUUCCAAAUCAAGACCUUCUAUGACAUUCUUUUACAAGGUUCUGGUGGAGGCUCAAAGACUUCCCUUGGAUUGCCAAGUUUGGCAAUCAAGGUCCCAAAAAAAGUUGCUUUCUCGGCUUGAAAAAACAUCUUGGGAAAGAAUCCGACUCUAGAACACCAUCAAACGAGAGGAACCACUUUUCCUAACGGGUGCUUUUUGUACAAUUCAUGUGAAGAAACUUUGCCAUGCUUAAUGCUCCAUGAAGACCAUCUUGAGAUAGACUACCCUCAAAUUUAAUGGGAAUGAAUCUGCUGUAGCAAAAGCAAUGGAGGAAGAGAGCUCAAAGUGUUAUUGCCUGGCAGCACGGAGAAAUAGGCUUCUAAAAUCAAUUCCUUUAGCCGUUUUCUAGAUUGCGUGGAAGGGAAGAAACAAGAGAGCCUUUGGAAAGAACAAUGAUAUUGUGAAGAAUAAACAAUUUUUUUAGCAUUUAUACUUAUUUUAAUGCAUCUAUUAUUUAGAUGAAAAUUCUGUUUAGUACAUGAAAUUAUUCUUUGUUUUUUCCUGGGAAGCAUCCCCUCGUGCCAUCAUUAAUAAAUUCAUCUUUGCUGUUCAAAACAA
Tripterygium wilfordii is the source of this 3735-nucleotide messenger RNA. Its product is annotated as protein FLOWERING LOCUS D-like. Gene Ontology annotation, molecular function: protein binding; oxidoreductase activity. The transcript is spliced from 6 exons. The record is from RefSeq and is a predicted model, not a curated record. NCBI's taxonomy places the organism in Eukaryota, Viridiplantae, Streptophyta, Magnoliopsida, Celastrales, Celastraceae. Bases 98 to 2962 code for a protein of 954 amino acids.